AACAGAAGAAAACUGAGUGCCUUGAUGGAACUCGUUAUUCUUGUGCCAUGUUCUUUCUUCCUCGUAGCAAUAAUAAAGUUCCUUUAUGAUUACUUGUGGAGGCCUCUCCGUAUACAGCAUAUGCUGAAUUCACAGGGAAUCAAAGGACCUCCUUACAGAUUCAUCCAUGGAAACAACAAAGAAGUUAUUCAAAUGAAAAAGGAAGCAUUAAGCAAACAUAUGGGCUUGACGCAUGAGUUAUUUCCCAUAGUGCAGCCACAUCAUUACUCCUGGAUCAACAGAUACGGGAAGAAUUAUCUUUAUUGGAAUGGCGUUAGAGCUCAAUUUGUGCUUUCAGAACCUGAACUAGUAAAAGAAGUUUUACAAAAUAAUGAAAAGGUUUAUCCAAAUAGGAAGCCUUCAAUUUAUCAUAGAAACCUAUCGGGGAACGGGCUUGCUUUAAUUGAUGGUGAAAAAUGGGUGAGACAGAGGAAGCUGGCAAAUUACGUUUUUCAUGGGGAAAGCCUAAAGAAAAUGAUACCGGCGGUAAUCGCUAGCGUUGAAACAAUGUUAGAAAAAUGGAAAGGUCAAGAAGGAAAAGAGAUCGAAGUGUCCCAAGAAUUCAAAUUAUUAAGUUCAGAAGUGAUAUCGAGAACAGCUUUCGGUAGCAGUUACUUGGAAGGGGAGAAGAUUUUUGCCAUUUUGAACAAGUUGUCAAUAAUUAUGAUUCGAAAUGCUUACAAUACCAGAAUUCCUUUCAUCAACAAGUUAUGGAAACCUGCUGAUUUGUUAGAGUCAGAAAAGCUUGCAAAAGAAAUACAAGAUUGUGUGGUGAAGAUUGUUAAGAAAAGAGAAGACAAAGUUUUGAAUGGAGAAGCUGAUAGGUUCGGCAAUGAUUUUCUGGGAUUACUUGUAAAUGCCUUUCAUGAUUUGGACCAGAAGAACAGGCUUUCAUUGGAAGACUUGGUAGGUGAGUGCAAAACAUUCUACUUGGCUGGACAAGAAACUGUUAGUUCCUUGCUUGCCUGGACGGUCUUCCUUUUAGCAAUCCAUGGAGAUUGGCAGGAAAAGGCAAGAAGAGAGGUGAUUCAGAUAUUUGGUAACCAAAAUCCACAUCCUGAAGGCAUCGCAAAACUCAAAACAAUGACCAUGAUCAUUAAUGAAACUCUAAGACUGUACGCUCCAUUGACUUUGUUAGUAAGAGAAGUUGCAAGAGAAGUUCAGUUGGGAAAGCUAGUGUUGCCUGCAAAUAUAGAUCUUGUCGUUACAAAUAUGGCACUUCACCAUGACCCUCAUUUGUGGGGAGAUGACGUACAUCUGUUUAAACCAGAGAGAUUUGUAGAAGGGAUUGGCAGAGCUACCAAAUACAACGCGGCAUCAUUUUUUCCGUUUGGAUUGGGACCUCGAUCUUGUGUUGGUAUGACCUUUGCACUCACAGAAACCAAGAUUGCUCUCUCCAUGAUUCUACAAUGCUACACAUUUACCCUUUCCCCUGCCUACGUCCACUCACCAAUGACUAUUAUCUCCCUUCAACCUCAACAUGGAAUUCAAAUAAUACUUGAGUCACUUCAGAACGAAGCUUAAAGUACAGAGCAGCUAAGGACUCGGGGUUCAGCUCAGUCGGUCCAUAUAUUCACCUUUACUAGAUA
Hibiscus syriacus is the source of this 1628-nucleotide messenger RNA. RefSeq names its product cytochrome P450 CYP749A22-like. Gene Ontology annotation, molecular function: monooxygenase activity; heme binding; oxidoreductase activity, acting on paired donors, with incorporation or reduction of molecular oxygen. The record is from RefSeq and is a predicted model, not a curated record. The transcript is spliced from 5 exons. NCBI's taxonomy places the organism in Eukaryota, Viridiplantae, Streptophyta, Magnoliopsida, Malvales, Malvaceae. Bases 25 to 1563 code for a protein of 512 amino acids.